ACUCCACCUGGCUGGUGUGUGGAGAACAACUUAGAAGUUUCUGUCUAUAGUGUACCUCUGGUUAUUUAAAUGAAAACUAAUUAAAAUUAAAACUUCAGUUCCUUCGUUACACAUUUUCUUUGGUUUCCUGAGAAGUCCCAUUAGCCACAUUUCAAGUGCUCAGUAGACACGUGUGGCUACUCUACUGGACAGUACGGAUAUAGAAUAUUUUCGUCAACACAGAAAAUUCUAUUAGACAGCGCUGUUGGUUACACUCAUUGGUUAUACACUCAGAAUCCACAACCUUCAGACACACACACAGACCAGUCCCCUAAACAUCGCCAUUCACACAACUCCUCCAAACCCCACAUGCAGCAUACAACACACAUUAAUUCUACCCACAUUGCACACACCCACUCAGCAUACAACAGCCACCCACCAACACAGCCCCACAAGACUCUUGGUGUGUGUAUACACGUCCUAUCCAAAUAUGCCACUGUCCAUACCAAGGUAAACAAAAAUAAACACAUAAACACAUACUUCACACUGAUUCACAUACCACUGCUCAUAUGAUAAAAAUACAAAUCAGGGCAAAACGCAUUUGAAAACACGCUGAAAUAGAUACAAACCCCAGGCAUGUGGCUCUUAUAACAAAUCCCAGCACAUGUUUGCAAACUUAAGUAGGGGGGAAGGGAACCCACAUUUGUGGAGCUCUUGACAAUAUGCCAGGCACAAAGUUAGCCAUUUCAAUGCAUUAAUUUAUUUCAUCUCACAGCAACCCUGUGGCAGAGAUACCUUAUUCCAUUUUCAUAGAUGAGACAACUAAGGUUCAGAGAGGUAAAGUAACUUACUUGAAGUAACACAGUAGCAGAGUCAAUAGGAACCAAGAUUUGUCUAACUCCAAAGCCAAUGCACUAUCUCCAGACACAAACAUUGUAAUGCACACACACACACACACACACACACACACAUUCCAGAUGAUGUGCUCUCCUCUGUCCCCAAGAAAGUGAAGCUCCUCGCCCAGCAACUGCAGGUAUUUGCAGAUGAGCACGGAGUUGCCCGGACUUAUUCACACUCCCUCCUGACAAAUGGCAUUAAGUCAUUCAACAAACUCUUGCCAGGUGUCUUCUACGUGCCAGACUCUGCUACAUGUUGAGACACAAAGGUAAAAAGCCAUGUCUUUGCCUUGAAAGAGUUCAGAGCCCAGCAGGGAGGUGUGAGGGGGACCUGCAGAUAACAUAGGACAUAUAAUAGACAUGCUCUAUAAUGGAAUAAAGAAGAUAAGCCCAAACGCAGGAAACCAUUAGUAACAAAGGAGUCCCUGGGUGGUCCAAACGGUUAAGUGCUGAACUACGAACCAAAAGGUUGGCUGUUCAAAUCCACCCAGGGUGCCUCAGAAGUAAGGCCUGGCAACUUGCUUCUGAAAGGUCACAGCCUUGAAAAGCCUAUGGAGCAGUUCUACUCUGCACAAUGGGGUUGCUAUGAGUCAGAAUCGCCUCGACAGCAACCAACAACCAUAACAUGGGGAAGGAAUCCUGGGUCUGAGUGGAGCAGUUAAGGAAGGCUUCUUGGAGGAGGCAGAAUGUGAGAUGAAGCUUGAAGAAUGAGUGGGCCGAAGAGAUGGCUAGGGACUGCUGUUCCAAAAGAUGAGAUAGAUCAGGGAGGUAGAUGCCAGGGCAUUGCAGGUUCUGGGGCUUAAGUCAUCCUCUGGUACCUGGGAGAGAGUGAAGAAUUUUUACAGUGGAGAAAUUAGAUCUCAUUUGCAUAUUAGAAAGAAUGGGCAGAAGGGAGAAAAGUUUGACCUAUGAAGAGGCUACUGCAGAAGUCCAGGCAAUAGGACUGUAAUGCAUCCGGACAAAGUCGUGGGUGGGGGCCAGGCAAGUGUAGCCUGGCUCUGAGUUAGAGCAAGGUAAACAGGAUUCUGACACAUGAGAAUCUGACGAAAGCUAUGGAACUUCUCUCAGAACAAAGUACAUGUGCAUAAGCACAUGACAUUUUGCACAUGAUUACAGGGGUCUUAUAUUCCCGAAAGCUCCAGGUUAAAAAGCCAGUUCCUUGGAAUUCUAUGCGUCAAAACAGCAUAGUGCUUAAACCUGCGGAUGCUGGAGCCUGACUGCUUGGUUCAUAAUCUCAGCUCCACCACCUACUAGCUGUGUGACCUUGGGCAAGGCAUUGAAGUUUUCCUCCUCUGUAAACCAGAAGUAAUCCUAGCACCUAUGUCAAGGGUCGUUAACAAUGAUUAAGUGAGUUAAUACAUGUAAAGUGCCUAGAACCGUGUGUGGCACACAGAAAUGCUCAGGAAGUAUUGGUCGUUAUUAACAUGGGGUUAAAUCAAGGUGCUAUUGAGACCCCCACACUACACUCACUCCGCUUUGUACGAAGCUUCACGGUGGGCAGCUUGGUAUCCUCUGGUGUGGGCCCUCCUGCCCAAGCCCCAGUACUCACUUUUCCCUUUCCUUGAACCUAUCUCUUCCUUUUUAAUUUGAGCCCCUACUAGCCUCACACUUGGUUAUUAAAGAGUUAAGCCUCCUAACCCCUCUUCUGAGAGGAGGAAGAAGAGGACCUAGGCCCUAUCUCCACGAAGGCCCAGUCUUUUCCUUUGCUUUGAGAUGCCAGUGCUAGGAAGCACAGUGCCUUUCCCAACGCUAAACUUCCUGCCUACAAUCUGCCAAUCUCUCUAAAAUGUUCCAGCUCCACAUUUUCUACUGGUCCUAACAGGAGGUGGGCAACAGGUGGGAGAAGCAGAUGCCAAGUUCAUUUAACUGUGUGAUAGAGGAGAAAGCAUGGGAUUUCAACCAGAAGGUCCCUACUAAGUAACUGUGUGUCCCUGAGCAAGUCUCUUCCCCCUCUCGGCCUCAGUUUUGUCAUCAUACUUGUCCUUCUGGGGAAGACCCAGGGCCAGCUUGGAUCACAUGGCUAAGCACCCCUGUCAGCUACUGUUCUCCUGCCUUCUGAGUCUUCAAAACUACACAGCUCCUGCUGCCACUGCAACUAGCAGCAAAGCAAGAGGGAAACUGAGGUAGGACUUAGGGUCAUUAACCACAGCAGGCUUUAGUGAAAAGAGCUGACCCUCCCAGCUCAUUGGACCCCUGCCCAUCUCUCUGCGUGACUUUCCUAGACUCGGUCUUUUGAUCUGUGUUUCUUUGACUUGCUUAUGAAUUCCUUGAGGGCACAAGAGCCUUUUCCAUUUCUUUAUCCCCAACGUCAACCACUGUGCCUGAUACAUAGUAGUCACUCAUUCAUUCAAUGGCUUUUACUGAGCACCGUGCUAGGUACUGGGAAUACAAAGUCGAACAAUCCAGACAAGGUCCCUGUCCUCGUGGAGUUUAUAUUCUAGUGAGGAUGACUGGCAGUAAAGAUGCAAACCAUGAUAAUUACAAAUUAUGACAAGUGCUGUUUAGAAAAUACUGUUGUGAUGUGGGGGGUGGUUUACUUGAGAGUAAGGUGGCAGGGAAGGUCUGACAUCUGAGCUGAGACAUGAAGGAUAAAAACAGCCAGACAAGAACAUCUUCGUUUAAUAAACCUGUGCUGCAAGGAUUGUUGUAAUUAGCUGAAUAAAUGAAUAGCUAUAUGGUGGAUAAAACCAAACUCUGGUGGCGUAGUGGUUAAGUACUACACCUUCUAACCAAGAGGUUGGCAGUUCGAAUCCGCCAGGCGCUCCUUCGAAACUCUACGGGGCAGUUCUACUCCGUCCUGUAGGGUCGCUUAUGAGUCGGAUUGACUCGACGGCAGUGGGUUUGGUCUUUCUUAGGUAUAUGGUGGAUGGAUAGACUAACAGUCAGAUAAACCAUCUGGGUAGGUUUUGGUGUGAAUGAGAGUCUCGCUGUAGUACUGUACCUAGUCUUAACAGAAGAGAGGAGGGUGGGCCAAAAAAAACCCCUUUGCCGUCGAAUGGAUUCUGACUCAGAGUGACCCGUUUAGGGCAGAGUAGAAGUGCCCCACAGAGUUUCGAAGGCUGAAAUCUUUCUCACGCAGGGCGGCUAGUAGCUCAAACCGUCGAUCUUUUGGUUAGCAGCUGAGCGCUUAACCACCGCACCACCAGGCUCCUUGGAGGCUGGGCUGGGAUGGAUGGAAUGGGCCCAAGAUUCCUCAAGCUUGCUCUCACCUGAACGCGUGUUGAACUAGUCGACCGGCCCGUGAGGCCACAGGGGGGCGACCGAGAGCUCAUUCAUUUCUCCUUUAAGGCCAGGGCGGAAGGCUGGCGGGUGAAGGAACUUUGUGUCGGCAGGAUAGAAAUAAGGCGGAACUUUAAGAGGGCGGAGACACUUGGAGUGGCGGUGGGUUCGAAUGCGGCUCCCAGGUUCCCGGAGACGCUCCCUCUAUCCCCGCCCGGGUCACAACGACACCGCCCUCCGGCUCCUCCCAGGGGGCACCGUCGCCGGAACUCCCAUCCUCCCGCCCGGACCGAGUCCGAGGCCCCGGCGCCCGCCUUAGUCGGGGGCCCGCCAGGGCAACCCACGGGCCGGAGCCCACCCGCCGUCGCCAUGGCAUGCAGUUUGCAGAAGCUGUUUGCUGUGGAAGAAGAGUUUGAAGAUGAGCUGGACUGGCAAUCAGAGAAGAGUGACACUGCCUGAAGCACUCAGAGAGCCAGCAAGACCCCAGUCCUCAGCCUUCUGCCCCCUACCCACCUUGGAGACUCAGCAGCAGGUUGUUGGUGGCCCUCAGGGACCUGAGCAAGAUGAAUUUGAUGACGUCCUGGCAAGCAUGGAGCUGGAGGGGCCUGGCACGGAGCUAGAACUUGGAGUUAGCAGUGAGGCCACAGGAAUCCUGUCCCCCUGUCAGGGAGAGGACCUGGUAUUGGCCAAAAAGGCCCGGGUAGCUGAGCCGAGUGGAUCUUGCCCAAAAGGGUCUACGCUUGCCACCCACAGUAGGCAUGAUGGCCUUAUUUCAGUCCAGGGCCAGCCUCUAGAUCCAGUUGUCAACAGCAAGACUCCACAGUGCCACUUGAGACCUGGUGCCCCUGGUAGCCUUCCUAUCCCAACUGCUUCAACAGUCCGCACUCAACAAGGCCACUGGGGAGUCUGUACCAAAGGCUCCUCUCUUCAAGCACCCCACCCGCUCCAAUCUGCUAGAGGUUCUUUUCAGUGCAGCCCUCAAAACCGUUUCUCCCACCAGCCACCCCAGUCUCCAGGUGGCUGUUUCGGUGGCAAACCUCGAUUCCCUGGAACACGGACUCCCAACUCAGGCUGUUCUGCUCCCUCAAGGGUCCUCUCUGGAUUCUGUCCACGGGGGCUCUUAGAGCCUCACGCUUCAGUGGCUUCUAUAGCGUCUCCUGCUCACACCCCAAAGGGCCCGUGUUCCUACCUGGUUCCCCAGGCAGCUCUGCAGACGCCCGUAGUCACCAACCACCUGGUGCAACUAGUCACUGCUGCCAACCGGACACCCCAGCCGCCCACCCGCACCACCACCCAAGCCAAAGCCCGCCGCUUCCCCGGCCCCGCAGGGCUCCUGCCACACCAGCAUAGCGGGAAAAAUCCGGAGGAGAUCAUGGUUUCCACACCUCAGACUCCGACUCAUGGUGCUCUGGCUAAAUUCCGGAUGGAGAUUGUUGCUAGUUCCCAGGCAUCGGUAGAGGAGGAUUUUGGGCGAGGGCCUUGGCUGACCAUGAAAUCUUCUCUGGGCCUGGAUGAGAGAGACCCCACCUGCUUCCUCUGUACCUACAGCAUCAUCAUGGUGCUGCGGAAGGCCGCCCUGAAGCAGCUGCCCAGGAACAAGGUCCCCAACAUGGCGGUGAUGAUCAAGUCCCUGACCCGGAGCACGAUGGACGCCAGCGUAGUUUUCAAGGACCCCACAGGGGAGAUGCAGGGAACAGUGCACAGGGUGCUGCUGGAGACACGCCAGAAUGAGCUGAAGCCAGGCUCAGUGCUGCUGCUGAAGCAGAUUGGAGUGUUUUCUCCUUCACUCCGGAAUCACUACCUCAACGUGACGCCCAACAACUUGGUUCAUAUUUACAGCCCAGAUUCUGGGGAUGGGAACUUCCUCAAGGCAUCUCAGCCCUUCCGCAAGGACCUAGGAAGCUUCCACAGCAGCCUCCAGCGUGAAGUGGAUGCGAAGUCUGAGGAAGACCUCAGAACAGCACAGCACCCAGAGGCAAGGGCGUCCCCUGAGGAAGAACUCUCAGAAGCAGAUGAGCUGGAUGGGCUCCUGAGCGAGCUCCCUGAGGACUUCUUCUGUGGUACCAGCAAUUGGGACUGCCCCAAGGCAGGGCACCCGCCAUGAGCAGGCAGCCUCUCAGCACCCAGGCAAGGCUGUGGCUGUGUCCGACCAUGCCCAAGGGAGAGAAGAUGACCAUCGCAAUUGGAAAAUACACAAAGCAUGGGCCUCUGUGGCUGCUCCCACCCCGGAUGCUUUCCCUGAGAACGUCCUUGUCCCUGAGAUUCUGCACUGCCAUCACUUUGGGUCUUCCCUUGGCAUUCCAGAAUGCGGCCUAAGACUGGCUCUCCAGCCCUCCAGCCCUCUGACGUGUUGACCCUUCUCCUGCCAACAGAGAAAGUGUGUCACCUCCAGUGUCACUCUCCCCACCUCAGCUUGACUUGAGAGGAUAUUGGGUCUCAUGUCCUCAUCCCUUUACUCCCUAGUCCCUGGACAGCUGAGGAGCUGCGAGGAGCCACACCACAGCAGUGGUGACCUGUCCUUCUGACCUGGGAAGGACACAUGCACACUUGCCUCUGCUUUGUCUCUUGAGGCCUGUGGCUGCCUAGCUCACUGUGCCCAAGAUUCCCAGGUACAGGGCCAGGAGUGUGGGCUGUUGUACCUUGUCCUGAAAUAAAGCAGCCUUCCCUCACCUGCCUCCCCUUCCUUUUUGCCCAUGCUGCUGGUUGUCCUGUCUGUCCUGCCAGCGGUGCUUGGGCCAGAGCAGGGCUCGGGCAGAUGACCAGACCAGGGCACAGCCAAGCAACUCAUUUUUUCCUUUCUUUCUUUUUUUUUAAUAAACUUUUUAUUUUAGACAGUUUCAGAUUUACAGAAAAUUGAGAAGAUAGUACAGAGUUCCCACAUACCCCAUACCCAACUGUCCCUAUCUUUGUCACAAUUAAUGGACCAGUAUUGAUACAUAAUUAUUAAUUGAAGUCCAUACUUUAUAUUUCCUCAGUUGUUCCCUAAUGUCCUUUUUCUGUCCCAGGAUCCCGGCCAGGACAGCACACACAUUGAGUGGUCACGUCUUCUUUCAGCUGUGGUAGUUUCUGAGAUUUUCUUUGUUUUAGAUGACCUUGCCAGCUUUGAGGACUGGGCAGGUAUAUAGUAGGGUCCCCAUCUAUUGAACUUCGUCUGAUUGUUUCUUAAUAAUUAGAGUGGCUUAUGGGUUUUGGGGAAAAAGACCACAGAGAUAAAGUGCCAUUCUCAUCCCAUCAUCUCAAGUGUACAUUCUAUGAACUUAACCUCACUUUUGAUGUGGACCUCGAUCACUGGCUGAGGUAGUGUUUGCCAGGUUUCUCCACUGGGAAGUUACCCGCUCCCCUUGCCAUACUGUACUCUUUGGAAAGAAGCACUAUGAGCAGCCCACACGUGAGUGGGGGGGUUAAUGCUCUACCUCCUUAAGGGCAGAAUAUCUACAUAAACAAUACGGAAUUCUGCUUGGGAGAUCGGUCUUUUCUCCCUCAUUUAGUUAUUUAAUCGUUUAUUAUAUCAGUAUGGACUUGGGAAUAUUCAUGUUAUACUUCGGGUAAUUUUGUUGUCAGGCAACCCUUCGUCACUGUAGCUUCUCUGUACCACUUUUCAACCCCAAGUUGAUUAGGGUAUAGUAGGUCUAAUUAUACCAAGUUGCCAACCUUGUUUUCCUAUCUGGAAUGAAGGGCAGAAGGGAAAACUCCCGAUUCAUGGGUGGGGGGUGAUCUAAAGAUCCCAGUUUAAUUGCCAGCCUCCCUGGCCUCUCAGCCUCAACCUUCACUAAGGAACUGUGAGCUGGGGGCCAUCUGUGGGCUUGGCACUGCUCUGGGGGAUGCAUAAACUCCCUUUUCCCAAAGAAAAAACUGAUCCCGGUAGAACUUCUGGGCUCCCUGUGGGCCCAUGGGCAGAUUGAAAUAAAGCCCUUUUUCUGCCUUCAGGAAGCUAACAUUAAGGAUGAGGAGACAGAACACACUAUCUCUGGGCACUAAGCUGUAGUCAGCACUUUCAGUCCUGUGUGGCAAGGAGGCAAGAGAGAUGCUGGGGAGGUCAGCAUAGACAUGGGCCCAUGUGCCAUGACUGUUGUGUGCCUUAGGGAGAAAGGGGAUGCCAACCCCGCCUUGCCAGGCUCCCAACCCUGGGA
Loxodonta africana (African savanna elephant) is the source of this 8224-nucleotide messenger RNA. RefSeq names its product homologous recombination factor with OB-fold (gene HROB). Bases 4513 to 6198 code for a protein of 561 amino acids. The transcript is spliced from 10 exons. NCBI's taxonomy places the organism in Eukaryota, Metazoa, Chordata, Mammalia, Proboscidea, Elephantidae. The record is from RefSeq and is a predicted model, not a curated record. Gene Ontology annotation, biological process: recombinational repair.